Molecule: messenger RNA, 2817 nt
Organism: Stegostoma tigrinum
Lineage: Eukaryota; Metazoa; Chordata; Chondrichthyes; Orectolobiformes; Stegostomatidae
Product: bestrophin-2-like
Exons: 11
Coding region: 107-2593 (828 amino acids)
Molecular function (GO): chloride channel activity
Source: RefSeq, a predicted model, not a curated record
UAUUACCAUGCGCACAUGAGAAAAACAGCCUUCUGGAACCUUCUGAGAGUCAGAACAUGAACAGAAAGAAAACGGAGAGCCUACAGCCCUAACCUACAACUGUGCUAUGACUGUAACCUACACAAGCCGAGUGGCUAAUGCUCGUCUAUGUGGCUUUUCCAAGUUGCUGCUCCAGUGGAAGGGGAGCAUAUACAAACUAUUAUACAAGGAGUUCCUCAUCUUUAUGCUGCUUUAUCUGACUCUCAGCUGCAUCUACAGGUUUAUGCUGGAAGAGAGCCAAAAGCGUUUCUUCGAGAAAAUGGCCAUCAACUGUAACAAUUAUGCUGACCUGAUCCCGAUGUCAUUUGUGCUUGGUUUCUAUGUGAGUCUGGUUGUGUCUCGCUGGUGGAACCAGUACCAGAGCAUGCCAUGGUUGGACUGCCUAAUGUGCACUGUUUCCUGUCACGUCCAAGGCACAGAUGAGUAUGGCAGGAUGCUGCGGAGAACAUUGAUGCGCUAUGCCAACUUGGCCUCCAUCCUUACCUUCCGCUCAGUCAGCACCGCUGUCUACAAACGCUUUCCCACCAUGAGGCACAUGAUGGAAGCAGGUUUUAUGACUCCAGAUGAGCACAAGAAGUUUGAGAGUCUGAAUUCUCCUCACAAUAAAUUCUGGGUUCCCUGUGUGUGGUUUGUCAACCUUGCAGUGAAAGCAAGGCAGGAAGACCGAAUCAGUGACUAUGUGUCUCUAGCACACAUCUUCAGAGAGGUGAAUAACUUGCGCAGUCAGUGUGAGAAGCUGUACAGUUAUGACUGGAUCAGUGUCCCACUCGUUUACACACAGGUCGUCACUAUUGCAGUUUACAGCUUCUUUCUGGCCUGCCUAAUUGGUCGGCAGUUUCUCGAUCCAAGUCAGGGGUAUCCAGGCCAUGAGCUUGACCUCUACAUCCCCGUCUUCACCUUGUUGCAGUUUUUCUUUUAUGCUGGUUGGCUUAAGGUUGCUGAGCAACUGAUUAACCCAUUCGGUGAGGAUGAUGAUGACUUUGAGGCAAAUUGGCUCAUUGACAGAAAUUUCCAGGUUUCUCUCCUGGCUGUGGAUGAAAUGCAUCAGAAUUUACCAGCUCUUGAGAGGGAUAAAUAUUGGAAUGACAAUGAUCCAAGGCCUCCAUACACAGCAGCAACUACUGAACACCGGAAAACCUCCUUCCUGGGCUCCACUUUUGAUAUCAGCAUGCUUAAAGAGGAGAUGGAGUUCCAGCCCCUGGAACAGAUCAAUGAGAAUGAAGAAGUAAACCAUGCCACCCCACUUCUGAGUAACUUAGGCCGACUUCUAGGAAUUCCAUCAACGAACUUGCAGAACAUUUCCAGAUCCACUCCUCGAAUUAAUCUGAUGAGGAAGAGGAAUAGUGCUUUAUCACAGGCUGCUAUGUACAGUUUCCUGAGCUCAGAAUCAACACCUAAUGGCUUCCAUAAACCAGGAAGUCUCCCUCCAAAUAGACCCUUCGCAAGAAUUCACCGAGCCUCCUCAUCCUCUCGUUCACCUUUAGGGUCCACCCAAGGUUGUGUUGCCUCGGAUAGUGAGGCAAGGGAUUUCGACAGCUUCAUCGCCUCUUCACUUUAUGACAGACCUGGCUACUAUAGUGCACCUCAAACACCCAUCCAAUCUAUUCCCAUGACAUUUCCUCUCAAAAGGAUCCCUUUAAAGAAACCCUCUAUGUUGGCUAACAUCUCAGUCUCCUCAGGUGGAAACCAAGGCAGCAAUGGCAACGUGUCAGCCUCCAAACCUGAUGAUCUGGACAAGGGAAACACUAUUCAUGCCAAUAAAGGAGCCUCCCAGAAUGAAACAUCUGCAAAGGUCCUAGCAGUGGAAAGUGGUAACAUUGCAUCUGAAGACGAAGUUGCGACAAGUACCAGAAACAGUAAAGAGACUCUUAUACCAACAUCCAGCAGCAUGAUUCCUAAUAGCAGUAAUAACCUACUACUGGUUCCUGAAAGCCCAUCCUGUUUGUUGACAUUCAGCUCUUCAGACACAGACAAGCCAAUCGAAUUCAAACAAAAGCUCAAUACAAGCACUGGUUUCAGAGCUCGCAAGCAUCCUAGACUGACACUUGAACCCUUUGGACAAGUCAACAGUCCAGACCUUUCAAUUCCUUCACUGAACACACCAGGCUGUGGCCCAAACAUAUCCACCUUUUCCUUCACACCAGUGUCUUCCCCAAUGCUGGGGAGGUCAAAGGUACUAAGUGACAGUGGAACGAUCUCUGGCAGCGAUUAUAAGGCAGGAAGCUCACCUUCCCUGGGGUUUUCUGAAAUGGGCACAUCCUCCAAGUACCUCAAUAUAACCACUCAAUCCAUGACCACUGCUGAUUGCACAAGUGAUAUCAAUAUGAAGACACAUCUGAAAUAUGACACCAUGCCUCCAAAUGAUUCAAGAUUCUCACUCAAUGAUGGAGACCUAGUCAACCUGAUGGAUAUUAUAAUUGAAACUGCAGAAAACAUUCCUGAGAAUGGGAAAAUGGAUAAAGAUGGAACAACUGACUUUGAGGGAAGACCAGGGAGUUCAACAGGUCAUGGGACCGGAAUCUUUCUUCCCUCAGAUGAGGGACUGGAGGUCUGAUUUUAUUAAACUAGAAGGGCACAACACUAAGCCAACAGGAUACUGCCUUCAUAAUGCAAGUUGACAGUCCAUGCCAAUGCCUGUUCAUCCUUGUUUGAUGAUCUUAAGUUACUUUCUUUAGACUACACAAUCUGCAAAGUAUCUAAACAGUGCUUGAAGUUUUGAUUCAGUUCAUUAAAAUGGUCCACUUAUUAGGCAAUUAGUCAAACCACAAGUCUUAACUA